AUGCUUUCCAACAUUCUCACCAUCGCUACACUCUUCUCAACUGUAUCAGCAAAUCCAGUCGCCCAAGCACUGCCAAAUUUGGCACCACCCACAGGAUCCAACUACGCAUGGGCAGUGACGGGCUGGAUGGCAGCAUGCACCGCCGUCGAAACGACCGGAGACUGUCGCUGGAGUUUCAACCUCAAAGGGAACGAACUGACUGGGUACAAUCCCAAUGUCCCCGGCUUUACCGCCCAUUGCGAGGCCUCCAAAUACGUAUACACAGACGGAAUUGGUGGUCCUGAUAUCCCAUGUGCGUUGACUGAUGGAGGAACGAUCCGGAGAAGAGUCACUUCGAAUUUGUGGAAACCACCCAAGGGCGCCAUGGGAGAUGGUGUGACUCUGAGAAUCACCUACCAGUUUGAAUCUCCCGAGUAUGUAUCUUGUCUAUGCUGAGUACUUGUGCAGUGGCUAAUGGGAGUUUUCUAGUGGUGCGACUUGGAAUUAUACGGGGCGGGAGAUAGGUGGGCUGGAUGGGAGACCACUCUACUACAGCGACUUCCACGUUCGGACUAUCAUUUUUGAAAGGUCACACUCUCCUAUCUCAGAUCAGUAA
Molecule: messenger RNA, 595 nt
Organism: Hymenoscyphus albidus
Lineage: Eukaryota; Fungi; Ascomycota; Leotiomycetes; Helotiales; Helotiaceae
Source: the annotation of a GenBank genome assembly